AAAAGCCGGACACCCGAGCGGAAGUCAUUCUGAGGCGCUGGCCGGGGAGGCAGGUGAGCGCCAGCCGGGAGUUGCAGCGUCCGGGGCCGGGCCUGUGAGGGCUGUACGGCGCUAGCAGGUGGAAUUGGGCUAUUUGCUGAAGCUUCUUUCCCUGGUAGCCCAGGGAAAUUUUUUCACUUUUUCUUUUUUUUAUCAUGGCUUUCGUUCAUAAAUUUCUGAAUGGCACUUAUAUUCUCAGAAAAUGCCCGAAGCCAAGUGUUGCCUCUUGUCCAUUUUGGGGUACUCGCUUUGCAGACUAUUGUUCUAAUAGUCUUCAGAAACCAGUGGCUGCUCCUGGCAAAGCCUCUUCUCAGAGGAAGUCUGGAGGGAAUUUGGAAGGACAUCAGCAGAGAGAAGUUGCUUUGGAUAUAACUUCUCCUGGGGACAAGCCUGAAGUUAUAUUUGAUAAAGCAAUUAAAGAAGAAAUAAAGGACCAUUUUAGGCGUUUGAAGAAUGAUAUUGUGAAUCAUUGGGUAGGGCCUGAAGGCCACUCUCUGCAUGAGGUCUUGAUGGAACAAGCCAAGGUCGUCUGGCAGUUCCGUGGCAAAGAAGAUUUGGAUAAGUGGAUAGUGACCUCUGAUAAGACGAUUGGUGGCAGAAGUGAAGUGUUCUUGAAAAUGGCCAAGAAUAACCAAAGUGCACUGCUGUAUGGAACUCUGAGCUCUGAGGCGCCCCAGGAUGGGGAGAGUGGCCGAAGUGGGUACUGUGCAAUGGUAUCCAAGAUUCCAAGGGGCCCUUUUGAGAGAAAGCGGUCUUAUGAUUGGUCCCAGUUCAACACUCUGUAUCUUCGUGUCCGUGGAGAUGGUCGGCCUUGGAUGGUGAAUAUCAGGGAGGACACAGAUAUAAUCCAGAGGAAGGAUCAGAUGUACAGUUACUUCAUGUUCACCCGUGGGGGGCCCUACUGGCAGGAGGUCAAGAUUCCUUUCUCCAAAUUUUUCUUCUCUAAUCAAGGAAGAAUCCGGGAUGCCCAGUACCAGCUUCUGCUUGACAGGAUCUCUUCUGUCGGAUUCACUCUAGCUGAUAAAGUGGAUGGUCCAUUCUUCCUGGAAAUAGAUUUUAUUGGCGUAUUUACUGAUCCAGCCCACACAGAAGAGUUUGCCUAUGAAAAUUCUCCAGAGCUUAAUCCAAGACUUUUUAAAUAGAGAUCUCUGUGGUGUUUCUGUAUUACUAAACUAAGGGCAGUAGAAUCCACGAUGACACAAAAAUAAAGUACUUCUUUAAUGGCGUCCAAACAAUGGCUGGUUUCUUCUGUUUUCUAAUCUAUCAAUCAGGAGAGGAGGCUGCUGAAGAAUAUUAAGUUAAAGAUGCUAUAGUAGUCACUGGGAAAAGAUACCUGUUUUAGUCUGCCUGGGCUGCUGUAACAAACUACCAUAGACUAGGUGGCUUAAACAAAACACAUAUGUAUGUCUCACAGUUCUGGAGGCUGGGAAAUCCAGGAUCAAGGUACCUGCAUACUUGGUGUCUGGUGGUGCAGUGGUUAAGAAGCCACCUGCCAACGCAGGGGACAUGGGUUCAAGCCCUGCCCCAGGAAGAUCCCACAUGCCGCAGAGGAACUAAGGCCGUGCGCCACAACUAUUGAGCCUGCGCCCUAGAGCCCAUGACACAACUAUUGAGCCAAUUUGCCGCAACUACUGAAGUUUGCUUGCCUAGAGCCUGUGCUCCACAACAACAGAAGCCAGAGCAAUGAGGAGCCAGCGCACCACAAUGAAGAGGAGGUCCUGCUCUCCACAACUACAGAAAGCCUGUGUGCAGCAACGAAGACCCACUGCAGCCAAUUAAAAAAAAAAAAAAAAAGUGUCGGGACUUCCCUAGUGGCACAGUGUUUAAGAAUCCGCCUACCAAUGCAGGGGACAUGGGUUCACUCUGUGGUCUGGGAAGAUCCCACAUGCCGUGGAGCAACUAAGCCCAUGUAUCACAACUACUGAGCCUGCACUCUAGGGCCCAUGAGCCACAACUACUGAAGCCUGUGCGCCUAGAGCCCGUGCUCCACAAUGCAAGAAGCCACUGCAAUGAGAGGCCCACACACGGCAAUGAAGA
This is a messenger RNA of Hippopotamus amphibius kiboko, 2076 nucleotides long. RefSeq names its product NADH:ubiquinone oxidoreductase complex assembly factor 1 (gene NDUFAF1). Lineage: Eukaryota; Metazoa; Chordata; Mammalia; Artiodactyla; Hippopotamidae. The transcript is spliced from 7 exons. The record is from RefSeq and is a predicted model, not a curated record. Gene Ontology annotation, biological process: mitochondrial electron transport, NADH to ubiquinone; mitochondrial respiratory chain complex I assembly. Gene Ontology annotation, cellular component: mitochondrion. The coding region runs from base 195 to 1181 and encodes 328 amino acids.